Messenger RNA from Hordeum vulgare subsp. vulgare (domesticated barley), 1108 nucleotides. RefSeq names its product protein At-4/1. Lineage: Eukaryota; Viridiplantae; Streptophyta; Magnoliopsida; Poales; Poaceae. Bases 123 to 905 code for a protein of 260 amino acids. The record is from RefSeq and is a predicted model, not a curated record. The transcript has 8 exons.
UUUUUCUGAGAAAUACUCGUACUCCGUAGGCUUGGUUGAUUUUCAUUUUCGCCGCCGCGUCCCACCACCAGCACCGCCACCGCCACCGCCACCAGAGCAACGCGGGGAGGGCUGCUGCUGCGAUGGCGACGGCUGCUGCGGCGGCGGCGACGGAGACGGGGGACGAGGAUCUGGAGACGCUGCUCCGAAACUUCCACCGCUUCUCCCAGGGGUAUAAAGACGCACUAAUGGAGGCCCAGACUUUAAGAGUGAACUGCAGUUCUGAAUCCAAGAAGCGUGAAGCUCUUGAGUCGCAUAUAGCAGAUCUAAAGAGAGAUAAUGAGCGUUUAAGAAGGUUGUACACUGAAACUUUAUUCAAGUUCACCAACCAGAUGAAAUAUCACACAGAAGCUCAAAGUCUGAAGGAAGAAUUAGGAAAAGCAAAUAGCAGAUUGGUAUCCAUGGAAGAGGAGCAUAAGAGGGAGAUCGAACAACUUAAGCAUGACAAUGAAAUGAAUUGCAAUGCCCUGGAGAACAAACUCAGCUGCGCUUUUGUUCAGCAAGCUGCCGAUGAAGCUUCGAUAAAACAACUCAAGUUGGACCUGGGAGCUCAUAAAGCUCACAUUGACAUGUUAGGUAGCAAGUUGGAGCAGGUGACUGCUGAAGCACAUAUGAAGUAUAAAAACGAUAUCCAGGAUUUGCACGAUGUGAUCAUGGUGGAACAGGAGGAGAAAGACGACACGCGAAGGAAGCUUAAAACUGCAGAAAAUGAGCUGAGGAUUCUGAAGAUGAAGCAGGCAGAUCAGCAAAGGGACACAGUCUCGAUCCAGCACGUGGAGUCGCUGAAGCAGAAGGUCAUGAAGCUCCGCAAGGAGAACGAGUCCCUCAAGCGGAGGCUGGCGAGCUCGGAGCUCGAUUGCUCAUGAGGGCCGGCACCACCCCUGCCGUCAGGUUUCGACUCAUUGUAGCUUCCUUCCCCAAUCCCCAUGUACAUUCACACACACCAUAUCUCGCCAUCGGUGAUUUUCUCGUGUCAAGACGAGAAACGGUACACCAUGAUAUGGUCAUACAAUCAGGGGUUGCACAGUAAGACUACUGAUUACUGGAUGAAAUGUAUGUUCUGGAAUGA